Molecule: messenger RNA, 3715 nt
Organism: Physcomitrium patens
Lineage: Eukaryota; Viridiplantae; Streptophyta; Bryopsida; Funariales; Funariaceae
Source: RefSeq, a predicted model, not a curated record
AAGAUUAUAUAAUAACUUUGAAAAAACCAAAUUUUUAGAAGUACAUAAUCUUUUACUAGUAGUUAAUAUUUUAUUUUUAAAAAUAAUUUAAUUAUUUAAUAAGUAUAUGAAAGAUUACUAUAUACAUUGAUAACAAGUUUUGUGGACACUUUUGCAUAGUUUAUAUUAUAUCAAUAAAAAUUUGGAAAUCAUAACAUAAUUUUUAAAACUGUUAUAAAAAAUUAAUCAGUGGAAAAUCAAUGUUACUAAGUGCAUUAAAAUUAGAAAUGUUACAAUGUUAUUUCAAACUUUUAAAUAAAAUUACACCUAGUUUGAUUGAAAUAAUAUAACAAACAAUAGUUAAUGAAAUUCUUGCAAUCAGUUGGGUAUUAAUUUGCAUGACUCACCAAAAAAAUAUGAAUCUAAACAAUAAAUACUAAAGCACAAAAAAUAGCAUAGCAUGCUUGUUACUCUUUGCAUGAAAAUGAGAGAUAGAAUGGAUGAGUACAAAGAUAUUUUAUUAGACGAGCAAGAGUGUAAAGAUAGUUUAUAAGUCGAAGAUAUUUUAUCAGAGAAUGGACAAGUAAAAAGAUAUUUUAUAAGACAACCAUGAGUGUGUAGCAUGUCAAGCAUGUUUUGUUUUUAUUAUUAUUAUUGUCAUUGAAACAUUUAAAACAUAUUACGUGCGUAUGUAUGUAUAUAUAUAUAUAUAUAUAUAUAUAUAAUACUUUAUUAUGCAAAAGAAGCAGGCGUUAGGCGGUGAAUGAGAGGCGGUGGCCCUCCGCAUCCGCAGCGUCCGAUCCGUGAUCCCCACUAGAAUGUGAAUCAAGGACGGCGCGACGGGCAUCCAGCGGAGUCGCACGCUUACCGCGGUGGUCCUCGACGCCAUGCCUGCAAUGGAAAACGGAAUCAAUUGAUAUCGAGGAUGAGGACCCAAUGAUGUGGUUUUUGUUGUUGUUGUUGUUGUAGUCACAGGGGCAGCUGCAGGUUCUAGUGUGACAGCUUUUGCGUCGAUCCUGCAGUUUCUGUGAGUUUUUGUGUUGCUACAGAUCGUCUUUGAAACUGUUGAGGCUACUGAAGCGACUGGUUUUUGUCGCUAGAGGGACGUGAGCUCCAAGGGUCCAUGAAUAAACUGCGCGGCAGCGUCAGGAGAUGUGCAAACCGGGAUCUCAGGUGCAGAUUUUGAAUUGGAAGAUUUGGCCCGGGUGCCACGCUGCUAGAUUCGCAACACGAGUCUGGAAAUACAUCUGAGAGGAAAUCACCUCGUCUUAAAAUAUGAAAACCAACUUGGGUAUCCAUAAAAGAAAGCAAUCGGUGUAGCAGGGUGGGCGGCUUCCGAGUGAAAUUUGGAAGAAGUCCUGGGGAAUCACGUGGGAUCCACGUGGGCACAGGAUCGUAGAAUCCGGAGGGCACCUCGCAUUGAAGGAUCCGCUAGUAACUACGUGCCGUAUAAGCGACUCGUUAUCAAUAGAUCUGUUUGCGACAAUAACACAAACUUACGCAUCAGGCCUCCGUCCAAAAUUUCCCUUUAGUCAGAUUCUGUGGAACAAACAUAUUUCUGUAUCUAAGGCGGAAAUCAUUCAAUGCUGUCAACAUGCUGGUGUUGGGUUAUGACGUUGAAUUUGUUUGUCUCUUUUUCCUUCCUCGAUAUCGUCGUCCAUAAUGAGCUUAACUUCAUCAACAGUGUCCUCCAGGUAGUAUCUUGGAGACAGGAUAAUGUAGCCAGCUUGUGGAGGCAGUGACCACAGUCGUAGCCACCGAGGCGCUCCUCAAAUGAGCUUUAGCGAUGAUGAAGCUCAUGCGUUGGUACCACUGUCGACCCAACCCUUGUCUUGCCUUGGGAAAGGGAUCUGGUAAGCAAAAAAUUGGUGAGGUUGAACCGGAGUUGGCGAUUACAGGUAGUAGUAGCUCGAAGCUUCUAGUCACCGUUGACAGCUUCGGCGCGGUAAAUGUUCUCACCCCGGACAAGUUUGGUGCACUACGAGAGCCGGAAGGUGAAAGGCCAAAUGCCUGCUUUGAUGUUCAAAACAAAGUAGAGUCCAGUACCAGAUCUUCCAAUCCAUUUGAACAUUACGCUCGAGGUAGCAAGUAUUCUCAAGCGUGUCCUGAAGCGACGGGUUCUACAAAUGAUUCUACAUGGACCAAGUACAUGGAAGUCUUUGAAGACAAAGGAACAGGCGUUCUCAGCAGUAAGGAAACUGGUGCUCAAAACCCUGGAUUGCAGUCUUCAACUCCUAUCUUUUCCACUCUUCACGAGAGGACAUCAACAAGAAGUGGUGGUGGACCACGAGUGCGACGUUUCUGCUCACCAACUGAAUAUGUUGUGGGUGAAACGCUCAAACAGCAAGGAUUCUCUAGAAAAGAUCUCGUCGUAGCAGAUCAUAAUGUGUCCCAGCCAGUUGCUGAAGAUAGAUCAUUACCUACAGCUCACUCCAGGUGCUCCCAAGCUCCCAUCAUUGUAACACCGACGCGUACUCCAACUGUGGGUUACAGUUUUGAAAGAACUUUACUGGUACAGGGCUCAUCUCAUUCGUCACUGCCGAACGAACAAAUUUCGCUGGAGGUUCUCCCAAGGUUUCCGCUCAUGGUUCCCGGAAGCUCGGGCGAUGCAAGGCAUUCUCGAGAGUCGACUGACCAGUAUCCCCGGAGAAUAGAGUACAAAUUUGCUUCUGCAAGUCUGGAAGCGUCCUUACUUCAGUAUAUGGAAGAAAGAGAAAGAAAACAGAUCAAUGAAGCAUAUGAAGAGAACCGAAUGCGCGGGUAUGUCACAUCACCGGAGGAUUUGAUAUGGGGAAGUGUAAAGCAUUACUGCGGAAUAGUACUAGACAGAGAAACCAGAACUCUUCUCGGCACUGCCGUGCUUUUUGUACCUCCUGAUCCUUCAAUGUCAGGAUGUUCCACAUUUUUCAAGUCUGCGUGGGUUACUUGCGUGAAAGUGGUGGAAGGUCGCACAGAGGUUCUUAUCAAGACUAGCAAGGGAGGUAUCCAUGUGGCGCAGCUCAUGCUUACCAGCACAACCCUGGGAUUAGCCCUUUUCAGCGUUCAUGUUUGGCAGGGAACAUUUGCACUAGCCUUCCUCAGCAGAGUGACUGGGCCAGCAAGUCUUCCACACCGACUGUUUGUGGAUGUAGCGCGUAAUGACCGAGUUUAUGUCAUCGGAUAUGAGGAGCCUUUGGGAUCUGAGACCGGACUCCUCGCAGAUGUGAGAGUCCGAUCGGGAAGAGUAAUAGAUGCUGGGAGGCAUGCAAUUGUUGAAAUUGACUUCGAAACCGGUCGAUUGGGUGGUUCCAUCAAUAUUGCAGCAGGGUUUCGAGGCGGGCUGGUUGUUCGAGCGGAUGGAUUGCUGGCAGGGUUGGUGACUGGUGAGAUCUUGGGCGGUCACCCAACUAAUAUUGAUUUUUCUUAUGCCAUUAAUAUCUACUCCCUUCUUGCGGAGCUCUAAGUAGUACCACCCCAAUAGUGGCGAAUGCCAUUAAUUUGUGGAUGGCUUCGUUCUUACAAAUUCUGAGAAACACUUAUAUGUAGUCUGAAGCAAGUGCGGCUCCACAGAAAAGCUUGUUGAGGACUCGGUGCUCGUCUAUGAGAAUUCUCUGGAUAAUGCUAGUCUGAGUCAGUAUCUACUUCAGAAGUAAGAUAAUAUCCCAGAAUUUUGUACUUACCAUCAGGUAUUUAUUACCUGGUAAAACAAUUUUUGUCACAAAGUGCAAAAUAUCUACUUCGACCCUGAUUCAUAAUU